AUGUCACAAAACCCUUCUAUCCCACUUUCCAUACUAGAAGAUUUGAAGGAACUGUCUUAUCAACUGGGACAGAAGACUCAUUUACUCGUCAAAGGUGGAGAUGGACCGUUGGCCGAGGUAGGGUUAAGAGCUACUAAAGGGUUAUUUGAUCAUGCUCUUUCAUUAGAAUCUGUCUCACAUCCUCAUCUUCACCCAUUCAUCAUCUCAAUUCUUUCCGCCCCCGCCCCAACUCUCCGUUCUGCCACACGGUCCAUCUCCAAACCUAUCCCACCACCUCCGAAUCCGACAGAUGUUUUACCGUAUACUCCUUUGAGUGGGUUGACGACGGAUAUGGAGUUGGAACAGAUUUGGGAACAGAUGGAAUUGAAAACGAAAGGGAUUUGUAGGGUUUUACAGGAGUUUGGACCGGAAGAUGGGUAUGAUGUUUUAUCUGGGGAUGAGAUGGAUGGGCAGGAGGAUGAGAUGGAUAGUGAUGAGGAUGAUAGUGAUGAGUUGGAGGAUGAGGAUAGUGAUGAGUUGGAGGAUGAGGAUAGUGAUGAUGAGGAGGAGGAUGAUGAGAGUGAGGGAUUGGAAAGGUUGAAAAGAAAGUAUAUUGCUGCGGGUGGAGAUUGGGAGGCUAUGAUGAGUCGUUUUGAAACGGAUGAUGGGAGUGAGGAUGAUGACGACGAAGGAGAGGACGAUGAAUACGAUGAAGACGAGGAUGAAGAAGAGGAGGAUGAUGAAGAUGAGGAUGACGAGAAUGUGGAGGAGGAAGAUGACAUGGACGGAGAAGAUGAUAAUGAUGACAUCGACGGAGAAGAUGAGGAGGCGGAAGAUGAAGUCAUGUCCACAAGAAAGAAGAUAGGACGCGGAAGGAAAGUCAAACUUGGGCCUGAAGAGAGUGAUGGUGGAACCGACGAGGAUUCACAAGAUGAUGAAGAGGAAGAAGAUGAUGAUGAUGAGGAUGAUAUGGGAGAAGACGAUGAUAAGCCUCGAAACAAAAACACUCGUUCUCAUCCUACCCUCGACGAUGAUUUCUUCUCCAUAUCCAAUUUCAACAACCAGACCAGAGCUAUGGAAGCUGAAUACACCUCCCACGGUGCUUUGGGAGGUGAUGAAGAUGAUGAAGAAUUGGCUGAUAUGGGAGAUUUGAUGUUGAAUGGUGUUGAGGGGGAUGAAGAUGUAACCUACGCAGAUUUCUUCGAACCGCCCCGAGGAUCCAACCUCCGAAGACCUACCAAGCAGGACAAGUCCAAGUCUAGAGAAAAAGCGUCAAAGUCGAAAUCUCAAACAAACGAUUCAAAUGUGAGGUUCGCAGAGGAUUUGGAACCUUCGGAAGAUGAUGAAGAAAAGGAAGAAGCUGGUGAUAUUAUCGAUCGUUUGAAGGGGGAUUUAUUCGGGAGUGAUGAUGAGGAAGAUGAUAAAAAUCUAUCAACUUUUCAAAAACAACAAAUGGAAUUAUCUAAACAAAUCGCCGAGUUGGAAUCUGAAGCUAUCGGACCGAAAGAUUGGACACUUCUCGGUGAAGCUACAGCCAGAGCCAGACCCGAGAAUUCUUUACUCGAAGAAGAUUUAGAUUUCGAACAAGUUGGAAAGGUGAUUCCUGUCAUAACGGAGGAAAGUGUGAAAAGUUUAGAAGAUUUGAUUAAACAAAGAAUUAUUGAUAACAAUUUCGAUUCCCCAGUUCGUGUGAGAGCAUUCGAACCUACUCCUUUUCUCCCUUCAAGAUAUUUCGAAUUACAAGAUACUCAAUCUACUAAAUCUCUCGCUCAGAUAUACGAAGAUGAAUAUCAAGCUGUUUCUUCUGGUACUUCUGUGAAAGAUCCAAGGGAUGAAAAGUUGAAAAAGGAUCAUGAGGAGAUUGAAAGGUCAUGGGAAGAGAUUUGUUAUAAAUUGGACGCUUUGUCAAGUUUGAAUUUUGUUCCAAAGCAGCCAAAAGCUCAAAUCACAACAAUUUCCAAUACACCCACAACUUCCCUCGAAACCGCACUUCCACCAACCAUGUCAGCUCAUUCAACAUUAGCACCAGAAGAAAUUCUCAACCCCGCUACUUCAUCCGCUUUGAUCUCUCGUUCAGAACUCACUCCGGAAGAAAAACAAAAGUUACGAAUGAAAAAUAGGAAAAAGAAAGCUGGUCAAGGGAGAAAAUUGAAUGAGAUGGUAGAGUUGUACGGAAAGAAACGUGUUUCAGCAAAGGAAGAGAAAGAGAAAGCUUUGGCUGGUUUGGUGAAAAGAGGUAAAGGAGUUACUGUUGUUGGGAAAGCAAGUGGAAGUGGGAGUGGGAUUGGUGGGGAUGGUAAGAAAAGGGAUAGGGAUAGGGAUAGGGUUUCUUUAGAAGAUAGAGAUAGGGAAGAUGGGAAAAGGUUAAAGUUGUGAUAUGGACACAUGGCUUGAUUUUCUAUUUCAUCUUUAAUGAUAAACCAUUUC
This is a messenger RNA of Tremella mesenterica DSM 1558, 2406 nucleotides long. RefSeq lists its product as uncharacterized. Gene Ontology annotation, biological process: rRNA processing. Gene Ontology annotation, cellular component: Mpp10 complex; nucleus; small-subunit processome. Bases 1 to 2355 code for a protein of 784 amino acids. The transcript has 7 exons. NCBI's taxonomy places the organism in Eukaryota, Fungi, Basidiomycota, Tremellomycetes, Tremellales, Tremellaceae. The record is from RefSeq and is a predicted model, not a curated record.